CGUAAAACCCCGACGAAGAAGAAGAAGAAGCGCGCUCAGAUCGUUUGAAAAACCGCGGGAAACGGACGACACGCACUUUCUCCUGCUUCGUUUAAACUUUCAACUCACAUAAGAAACACUGACUUGCCAACAUCACUCUUGAUCAUCAUCGCCAUGAAGAAUAAUAGCAUUUUGAAUUUCUUUGAGAAAAAGCAGCCUGGGAGUAACACUGGAGAUAGAAGAGCGUCACAAACUGCUGACAAUGCUCAGGGAAAAAAUCAUACAAGCAAGAAAAAAGGAAAGGGGCUUGGAACUAAUGGCCGUGAUCCACUAAAGGAAAGAACAAACCGUUUCUGUAAGGAGAAAGUGGAAGAAGGACAAUCAAAAAGUCAUCUGCAGCAGAGUGCUGAAGGGCAAAGCCACACUUUUAAUUUCCGCUACAAAUAUGAGAAACAUGCAGUGGCGUGUGAUACAUCCAAGACUGUGCUCGAUGCUCUUAAUACAAACAAGAUUUUCAGAAAGAUUAAAAAAGACAACAAGGAGAAAGAAAUAGUGAUCCAGAGAUGCAAAGGAGCAGCUCCUAGAGCGGCUGUCAAGACUGAUUUCCCCUGCUGUCUUAUUGAAAUACAUGAGCUCUUAGACAUAUCCUUCAUUAAAAAUCAUGGAAAUGUUGCUACAAAGAAAAAAACAACUGGAAGGCUUUCAUUCUCCAAUGAAUCAAAAAGCUUAGUGAUCUUUUACAUUAAAACAAAAGGAGGGAAGAAAGUGAAACGCUUAAUGAAAAACAAUGAGCUAAAGAAGAAGGUUGAAGAUGUUUGUGUGUACGCGUUCAAAGAAGACAAACUGAAUGCUGCUCUUCGGCGUGACGGACGAUUCAUCAAUGCCAUAUUCAAGAAACAGUGUGCACUCUAUAACUUGGAGAGUGAGACAAAAUAUGAAAUGUCAAAGACCGUAGAGCAUCUGGAUGGAAAGCAUUUUGAGAUCAUUGUUAUCAGUGACAACAACCAGCCAGAUAGCCAAGAUGGUGUCUUGAGUGAUGACAGCACUGAAAUCAAUGAAGCUUCAGCUGCUGAUUUGAAAGAAAAUGUUGAUACUAAUGAACAUCCCAUCAACACUGAACAAGAAGAAACACAGAAGAGAAACACAAUGAAAUCCACAAAUCCUUCAAUUAAUUCUCCUAAAAUAAUUCCACACUCCAAUGAGAUUCUAGCAAUUCUUCGUGCUCAGUUUAAAGAUUUACUGGAGACAUUAAAGCAGAGAGAGAACCUGAAGAACAAAUCCGAGAUCCUAAAGUUCUUUAGAGCAGAAUAUGAUAAAUGCGUUCAGAGUUUCUUGGAAGUAAAGAAAGUGAAGCAGCUCAUGAGACUCUCUGACUCUGUGUGUCAGAUUCGAGUGGAGGGAUCCGCCAGAGGAACCGGCUUCUUACUCUUUGACAGAUUCAUCCUCACUAAUGCUCAUGUUAUUGGAGAAUUUGACCCUUUCACCAGGAAACUUUCAAAGACCUUCACAGCAGUAUUUGGCUAUGAAGAUCUGGAAGCAAAGAAGACCAAGUGUGUGCUGGUCAAGGAACAUCUUGCAGCGUACCAUCAUGGAAAGAUCAACACGGGCCCAUAUCUUGACUUUGCUCUUCUUGAACUGAAAGACGCUGAUGAAAUCGCUGACUGUCCUGGAUUGCUCCGUCGAUACAUUCAUGGCCCCCCUCCUAACCGUGGUGGGAUCUGCAUUGUGGGACAUCCGGGUGAAGGGGUCAAGAAAAUGGACCCCUGUUUCAUCAUUGGGAAAGAGAAUCUACAAGAGGCUGCAGAUAAACACAUCUCUGAGAAUGUCAAUUUCAUUCACGUGAUGACACAACAGUCUUUGGCAGAGAAAUGGGAAAUGCAUGACAACCAGAUCAUUUAUAACUCUUGUUUCUUUCACGGAUCUUCUGGCUCUCCAGUUUUUGACGAAGACGGCUAUCUGAUUGGCGUGCACACCGGUGGCUACGCGUACAAAGGAGAAAACUGUAAAACUAGGAGCCUUAUGGAAUAUGCCUAUUCCAUGCAGCCCAUCCUGGAAAGCAUCAUCACACAGGCCAAGAAAAGUGAGAGAUCCGACAUCUUGAAAUUACUCUCUGAAUAUAAAUCUUCAAAUCUUAACUUGGAAGACAAUGAUGUGGACAUGGAAAAAGAUCCACAAAAUCAGGAAGAUUUUAUAUGAGUAAUGGGACAGUACAGUCUUGAGUCCUGAUUGAUGCCGAAUCUAUUUUUAUGAAAUGUAAAACUUUUCAUUGAUCUUGAGGUAUUCAGGCAUGUUCAACAUACAAUUUAAUUCAAUGAUGUAUAAAUUCUGUAUGAUCAUUGGAUGCCUUUAGGCAAAUGUGUCCAACUAUUCAUCCUUAUCAUUGGUUAUGAGUUCUUAUUUUCAUUGUUAAUCUGUUCUUUGUGUAACGUACAUUCUGUUUCAUUAUGUAGCAACCAGAAAACAAACUACAUCUUUGUUAGAUCAGACAGCAUUAUUGUGUUUGUAUAAGUCCAAAGGAUAAAUGAUAUUUAGCUUAAAUUCUAGAAAUCCUCCAAAGUGAUAGAUCGACCAAAAUGAAAAUUCUGUUAUAAAUUAUUCAGUCUCAUAUCAUUUCAUACCUGCACGACUGACUUUCUUCUGCGGAACACAAAAUAUAUUAAGAAAAAAAUUAUAGGAGUAAAUCAUGACAGAAUUUUUGGGUGAACUAUCCAUUAAAGGGUUAAUAAUAAACAUUGUUCUUCAAUAUUUUUGAUUGCUCCAGCACUGUUCAAUGCUGCAGAUAUUUGUACUUUCUGCUGCUUCAGAAAGAGGCCUACAGCUGCAUGUAUACACUGUAUAUCUUUUUAAAAAUUACGUUGAACAUUUUUUUGGAACUUUAUAUUUUGUGCCUCAUUUUCGCUAUAUUAAAUAA
Messenger RNA from Sinocyclocheilus anshuiensis, 2890 nucleotides. It is a transcript of the gene fam111a.2, whose product is annotated as family with sequence similarity 111.2. The record is from RefSeq and is a predicted model, not a curated record. Bases 154 to 2175 code for a protein of 673 amino acids. Gene Ontology annotation, cellular component: nucleus; chromatin. Gene Ontology annotation, biological process: DNA replication. The transcript has 6 exons. Lineage: Eukaryota; Metazoa; Chordata; Actinopteri; Cypriniformes; Cyprinidae.